Balaenoptera acutorostrata (minke whale) is the source of this 2405-nucleotide messenger RNA. RefSeq names its product CLPTM1 regulator of GABA type A receptor forward trafficking (gene CLPTM1). The transcript has 14 exons. NCBI's taxonomy places the organism in Eukaryota, Metazoa, Chordata, Mammalia, Artiodactyla, Balaenopteridae. The coding region runs from base 32 to 2014 and encodes 660 amino acids. The record is from RefSeq and is a predicted model, not a curated record. Gene Ontology annotation, cellular component: membrane; endomembrane system.
GGCGGCGGGGGCGGGGACCCGGAGCGGGAAGAUGGCGGCCGCGCAGGAGGCGGACGGGGCCGGCAGCGCCGUAGUGGCGGCCGGGGGAGGCAGCUCCGGUCAGGUGACUAGCAAUGGCAGCAUCGGGAGGGACCCGCCGGCGGAGACCCAGCCCCAGAACCCACCACCCCAGCCAGCACCCAACGCCUGGCAGGUCAUCAAAGGCGUGCUGUUCAGGAUCUUCAUCAUCUGGGCCAUCAGCAGCUGGUUCCGCCGAGGGCCGGCCCCUCAGGACCAGGCAGGCCCUGGAGGAGCCCCACGUGUCGCCAGCCGCAACCUGUUCCCCAAAGACACUUUAAUGAACCUGCACGUGUACAUCUCAGAGCACGAGCACUUUACAGACUUUAAUGCCACAUCAGCGCUGUUCUGGGAGCAGCAUGACCUUGUGUAUGGCGACUGGACUAGUGGCGAGAACUCAGACGGCUGCUACGAGCACUUUGCUGAGCUCGACAUUCCACAGAGCGUCCAGCAGAACGGCUCCAUCUAUAUCCACGUCUACUUCACCAAGAGCGGCUUCCACCCAGACCCCCGGCAGAAGGCGCUGUACCGCCGGCUCGCCACGGUGCACACGUCUCGGAUGAUCAACAAAUACAAGCGCCGGCGGUUUCAGAAAACCAAGAACCUGUUGACGGGAGAGACGGAAGCUGACCCAGAAAUGAUCAAGAGGGCCGAGGAUUACGGGCCUGUGGAGGUGAUCUCCCACUGGCACCCCAACAUCACCAUCAACAUUGUGGACGACCACACGCCGUGGGUGAAGGGCAGCGUGCCUCCUCCCCUGGACCAGUAUGUGAAGUUUGAUGCCGUGAGCGGUGACUACUACCCCAUCAUCUACUUCAAUGACUACUGGAACCUGCAGAAGGACUACUACCCCAUCAACGAGAGUCUGGCCAGCCUGCCCCUCCGCGUCUCCUUCUGCCCGCUCUCGCUCUGGCGCUGGCAGCUCUACGCCGCCCAGAGCACCAAGUCGCCCUGGAACUUCCUGGGCGACGAGCUGUACGAGCAGUCAGAUGAGGAGCAGGACUCGGUGAAGGUUGCCCUCCUGGAGACCAACCCCUACCUGCUGGCGCUCACCAUCAUUGUGUCCAUUGUCCACAGUGUCUUUGAGUUCCUGGCCUUCAAGAACGAUAUCCAGUUCUGGAACAGCCGGCAGUCCCUGGAGGGCCUGUCCGUGCGCUCCGUCUUCUUUGGCGUCUUCCAGUCUUUCGUGGUCCUCCUCUAUAUCCUGGACAACGAGACCAACUUCGUGGUCCAGGUCAGCGUCUUCAUCGGGGUCCUCAUCGACCUCUGGAAGAUCACCAAGGUCAUGGAUGUCCGGCUGGACCGGGAGCGCAAGGUGGCAGGGCUCUUCCCCCGCCCAACCUUCAAAGACAAGUCAACAUACGUUGAGUCCUCGACCAAAGUGUAUGACGACAUGGCGUUCCGGUACCUGUCUUGGAUCCUCUUCCCACUCCUGGGCUGCUAUGCCGUCUACAGCCUCCUGUACCUGGAGCACAAGGGCUGGUACUCCUGGGUGCUCAGCAUGCUCUAUGGCUUCCUGCUGACCUUCGGCUUCAUCACCAUGACACCCCAGCUCUUCAUCAACUACAAGCUCAAGUCUGUGGCCCACCUGCCCUGGCGCAUGCUCACCUACAAGGCCCUCAACACCUUCAUUGAUGACCUGUUCGCCUUUGUCAUCAAGAUGCCUGUUAUGUACCGGAUUGGCUGCCUGCGGGACGAUGUGGUCUUCUUCAUCUACCUCUACCAACGGUGGAUCUACCGCGUCGACCCCACGCGGGUGAACGAGUUUGGCAUGAGUGGCGAGGCCCCAACAGCAGCAGGGGCCCUCCCGCCAGCCCCCGCCCCUGCCACGACCACCGCCGCCGCCAGGGAGGAGGCCUCCACACCCCCGCCCGCCAGGCCCACCCAGGAGGCCAGCUCUGACAGCGAGCCCCAGGAAGCCCCUCCAAAGCCGGCAGAGGACAAAAAAAGGGAUUAGCCGCUCCUGGUGACCCCCACCCCUGCCGCCCCGGCCCCCUCGCCUCCCCUCCCUGUCGCCCCUUCCCUGGACAGAUCGGGCCGGGGCCGGUGUGUGGUGUGGGGGCCAGGGCGCGUCGUUUGUGGAGGCGCCGUCUGUCUGUCUGUCCCUCCAUGUUUCCAGCCAUCUCGCCCCGCCAGCCCAACACCAUCGGGAAUCAUGGUGAAGCCGACAUGGCACUGCCGAGGGGGUGGGCCAGGUGGGGCAGGGGCCGGGCCCCUCUGUGGGACACCCACGGCCGUCCAUCAUCUUGUCCCUCGAUCCCCCACCACUCCCUCCUCCCAGACCGCCGCCCUUUAACACAGUCUGGAUUUAAUAAAUUCAUAUGGGUGUUUAACUUAAACUCAACAGA